Molecule: messenger RNA, 1610 nt
Organism: Scatophagus argus
Lineage: Eukaryota; Metazoa; Chordata; Actinopteri; Scatophagidae
Gene: atp6v1e1b
Product: ATPase H+ transporting V1 subunit E1b
Exons: 10
Coding region: 181-861 (226 amino acids)
Biological process (GO): proton transmembrane transport
Cellular component (GO): proton-transporting two-sector ATPase complex, catalytic domain
Molecular function (GO): proton-transporting ATPase activity, rotational mechanism
Source: RefSeq, a predicted model, not a curated record
UUUACGUCAGCCCUCUUGUUCUCGUACCCGAUUGGCUGUUUUACCGGAAGUAAACAUCAUGUGACGUCGCAAAUCAGCUGAUCCUCUGUAGACAUCUUUACGGAGUCACGACUACGGCGAUUAAUUCAUAGCUCCUCUCCUGUGAUUUUCGGGCCCCGCGGAUCUUUGACAGCACCGACCAUGGCGCUCAGCGAUGCCGACGUUCAGAAGCAGAUCAAACACAUGAUGGCCUUCAUCGAGCAGGAGGCCAAUGAGAAGGCAGAGGAAAUUGAUGCAAAGGCAGAAGAAGAGUUCAACAUCGAGAAGGGCCGCCUGGUCCAGACUCAGAGGCUGAAGAUAAUGGAGUACUACGAGAAGAAAGAGAAGCAGAUCGAGCAGCAGAAGAAAAUUCAAAUGUCUAACCUGAUGAACCAGGCUCGACUGAAGGUGCUGAAGGCCCGCGAUGAUAUGAUCACGGAAUUGCUGAAUGAGGCCCGCCAACGGCUUGCCAACGUCGCCAAAGACCCAGCCAGGUAUCCAGCUCUGAUGGACGGGCUGCUCUUACAGGGAUUCUAUCAGCUUCUGGAGCCCAAAGUGACUGUUCGCUGCCGUAAACAGGAUGUGCAGUUGGUACAGGCUUCCAUCCAGAGGAAUAUUCCCAAAUAUCAAGCAGCUGUGAAGAGCAACCUGGAGGUUCGCAUCGAUCAGGACAACUUCAUCCCCCCUGACGUUUCUGGAGGUGUUGAGAUCUAUAACGGUGACGGGAAGAUCAAGGUGUCCAACACCCUGGAGAGCAGACUGGAACUCAUGGCUCAGCAGAUGAUGCCUGAAAUCCGAGUGGCUCUCUUUGGUGCCAACCCAAACCGCAAGUUUAUGGACUGAGGAGCUUCAAUGUAUUAGAGAGAAAAAAAAACUCCUUUUAUUUUUUAUUUUGUCACAUGAAAAGUCAUUCCUCCGUCUGUGAAACGAAUUCCCGAUGCAGAAGAGAUGCAUUGUUGUUGUGUGAUGUAUUGCUGUAUUUUUUGUUUUGUUUCUUUCUGUGCGUUAAGGGACAUGAUAGACGCUGCAACUCAACAUUACAGAUGUGCGUCACGGUGCUGCACAGCUGUAAUGACAGGUUUACUCUGCUGCUUUCCCUUCCUGAGGGUCUCAGUUUACACCGAUUAGGCAGGGACGACGGCAUCGGCUGACUGGCUGGACGUUUAACAGGUUGUCCUCUAAUUGGAUCGGUUUCCAUGACAAACAGCAUCUGUGUCUCGGUUUUCCCAGUUUCAGUAACUUCUACCCCACGUCGUAAGUUGCACGAGGCGUCGUGUUGCUAAUGAGUGUCUGCUCCAAACAAUCGCAAAGAAGAGAAAAAAAAAGCCUCGUAGAAACAAAAGUGUAGGCCGAACAUGACCUCACAGGGUUAAUUUAUUGAGCGUGCGUCGCUCUGUCCUGAAUGAAACGAGUGUUGGGUUGUCGUUCCAGAACGUACUCUGUUUGUAUAUGAGGUUUCCAGAUUAACUUAUGUGUGUGUGUGUGGUUGUUGUUUUGAAUUUGUUUCUGGUUUUUUUUCUGAUUGUGUCUCAAACUGAAAAUGUUAUACUGUGUAAAAGUAAAACCUAAUAAAAUAUAAAUGGUUGGUAUCA